UAUAAAUAGAUAUUUUAAUGUUGAUUUAAAAAUACAAAAACUUGUCACACCCACAUGACUGACUAGAUUCAAAACCUAUAUCUCUUCAACCCCAUCUCAUUUCACCUCCCCCAAAUGGCCUAAACAUCUCAACCAUGAAUACAUAAAACCCCCAUAGAGAGAGAGAGACAAACAAACAAUUUUCACACAAAAACAAAAACCAGUCACAAGCCAUAUGCCAUUCCCCAUGGCUAAUCCUAACACACCUUCAUACCAUCCCACUUCCAAACCCUCAAAAUCCAACACCAUCUCUUCCUUCUUCUCAUGGAAAUCCACCAAUCUAUACUCUCUAGUUGUCUUCCUUUGCAUCAUCUCGUACCUUUUAGGCUCUUGGAAACAUGGCAUGCCCACAAUCCCCACUGCUAAGAACCAAUUAGCCUCAAAAGAUUGCCUCAACAUCAACAACAACAACACACCCCUUGACUUCAACCCUCACCACAACUUAAACGAUUCAAGCCUAAGCCCUUCACUCUCCAACACCCACAAAAGCUUCCCACCAUGCAACGUGAGGUACAGUGAGUACACACCAUGUGAGGAUGCCAAGAGAUCACUUAGGUUUAACAGAGACAGGUUGAUAUACAGAGAGAGACACUGUCCAGAAAAGAGUGAAACGUUGAAGUGUCGCAUCCCAGCCCCAUUUGGGUACAAGAACCCUUUUGCUUGGCCAACGAGUAGGGAUCUAGCGUGGUAUGCAAACGUGCCACACAAGGAGUUGACUGUGGAGAAAGCUGUGCAGAAUUGGAUCAGAUACGAAGGGGAAAAGUUUAGAUUCCCAGGAGGAGGUACCAUGUUCCCUAAUGGUGCUGAUGCGUAUAUUGAUGAUAUUGCCAAGUUAAUUAAUCUCAACGAUGGUUCAAUUAGGACCGCUAUUGAUACCGGCUGUGGGGUUGCGAGUUGGGGUGCUUAUCUUCUAUCACGUAACAUCAUGACAAUGUCGUUUGCACCAAGAGAUACCCACGAAGCACAAGUGCAAUUUGCUCUUGAGAGAGGUGUUCCUGCAUUGAUUGGAAUUAUUGCAUCCAAGAGGAUUCCUUACCCAUCAAGAGCUUUUGACAUGGCCCAUUGCUCUCGUUGUCUCAUUCCAUGGGGCCAAUAUAAUGGGCUAUACUUAAUUGAAGUUGAUCGUGUCCUACGCCCAGGUGGGUACUGGAUAUUGUCUGGCCCACCAAUUCACUGGAAGAAAUAUUAUAAAGGGUGGGAGAGAACACAGGAGGAUUUGAAUGCUGAACAGACAAACAUUGAGAAUGUUGCUAAAAGCCUUUGCUGGAAUAGGGUGGUUGAGAAGGAUGAUAUUGCUAUUUGGCAAAAACCCACCAAUCACUUAAACUGCAAAGUUAACCGUAAACUCACCCAAAACCCACCUUUCUGCCCUGCUCAAGAUCCUGACAAGGCCUGGUAUACAGAAAUGGAGACUUGUUUAACUCCUCUACCUGAAGUCUCUAACAAUCAAGAAAUAGCAGGUGGUGAGCUAGAAAAAUGGCCUGAGAGGCUAUAUGCAAUACCGCCUAGGAUUAGUAGGGGAACUGUGAAAGGUGUUACAGCUGAAAUUUUCCAAAAAGAUGCAGAACUAUGGAGUAAGAGGGUGUCAUACUAUAAGAAUGUGAAUAGUCAAUUAGGACAAGCUGGGAGGUACCGCAACGUUUUAGACAUGAAUGCUUACUUGGGUGGUUUUGCCGCUUCUCUAAUUGAAUAUCCACUUUGGGUGAUGAAUGUGGUUCCUGCUGAGGCAAAGGUUAACACGCUUGGAGUUAUAUACGAACGGGGAUUGAUUGGAACAUAUCAGAAUUGGUGUGAAGCAAUGUCUACUUAUCCAAGAACUUAUGACCUCAUUCAUGCUGAUUCAGUAUUUAGUCUCUACAAGGACAGAUGUGAAAUGGAAGACAUCCUAUUGGAAAUGGAUAGAGUUUUGAGACCAGAAGGAAGUGUAAUCUUUAGGGAUGAUGUAGAUAAUGUGAUAAAGAUCAAGAAUAUCAUUGAUAGAUUGGACUGGGACAGUCAAAUUGUUGACCAUGAAGAUGGGCCUCAUCAAAGGGAGAAGCUUUUAUUUGCAGUGAAGAAAUAUUGGACAGCCCCUGCUGCUACUAAGUCCUGACCAAGAAGAAUACAAAAAUACCACCUAGAGCUCUGCCCAGUUUUAUUCUUACUUCUCUCUUUUUUUUUUUUCUUAUGUGUAUGUUUCAUUUUUGGAUUUACUGAUUCUUUUCACCCCCUGAUUGUUUAAUUUUUAGAGUUGUGAUUUUCCAA
Molecule: messenger RNA, 2283 nt
Organism: Quercus lobata
Lineage: Eukaryota; Viridiplantae; Streptophyta; Magnoliopsida; Fagales; Fagaceae
Product: probable methyltransferase PMT16
Exons: 6
Coding region: 215-2131 (638 amino acids)
Cellular component (GO): trans-Golgi network; cytoplasm; endosome
Molecular function (GO): methyltransferase activity
Source: RefSeq, a predicted model, not a curated record